This is a messenger RNA of Brassica rapa (field mustard), 4624 nucleotides long. RefSeq names its product transcription factor MUTE. Gene Ontology annotation, biological process: positive regulation of DNA-templated transcription; stomatal complex development; guard cell differentiation. Gene Ontology annotation, molecular function: DNA-binding transcription factor activity; protein dimerization activity. NCBI's taxonomy places the organism in Eukaryota, Viridiplantae, Streptophyta, Magnoliopsida, Brassicales, Brassicaceae. Gene Ontology annotation, cellular component: nucleus. The record is from RefSeq and is a predicted model, not a curated record.
UUCACCAAGUCUCUUCCUCAACAGAGCUUCUACAACUUGCGAUACAAACUCGGUGUUGAGUUUCCACCCACCUCGAGUUUGAGCGGGGGUAUUAGACCCAACGGGCCAGAUAGAAAGAAUACAUUGGGCUCUCCUCACAACAAGCCCAUUACACAUCUGGCUUCAUCAACGGUCACCAAAACUACAAGACAAGACAAAGCUAUCAGUCAAAACAAACGUACGGCACAGCCAGCUACUCACCUUUCUUUGCGCAACCGAUUUGAUGCUCUUCAAGGUGAAAGUGAGUGAGCUGUCAAGACAGCUGUGACGUAUCCAGAUUGUUCUUUUCAUUUGUAUAAAACCUAAGCUAAGGCUAGAGUUGUAAUCAAGUUUUCAGAUGAAUAAACUUCAGUAAAAUUCAGAUAAAUCAAACACCUUUCUCUCAAGUUCUCUGCCUACCUUUAAUAUAUUCUUGUGACAAGAAAAAAAAACAAUUUCUUAUUUCGAGCAGCUGGCUGUUUUUAACUGUUUUCUUAAGGCAAAUCCGCUUUAUCAUUAAGAAAAAAAAGAUAGUAUAAUUUGGUAUAGUGGUCAUACCGGUGGGGGCCUUCAGCCGUGUGCGCUUUUACUAGUGGGGUUUAAGGGGUGCGGUGCUCACCUGGAUAGAUAAUAAUAAAAGUUAUUUUAUGUGAAUCCCUUAAUUAUUAAAAGUUAUAAGUGAGGAUUUGUGUAAUCUUUAAUAGAAGAAGUAUGUGAUUUGCGCAGAAUCAAUUUCUGUUGAAUCAUUUCCUAUGGAGUAACAAUUGAUUCCUUGCUUUAACAGAGAGAUUUUUUUCUUAUAAUGGAACAAAUAUAUCAUAUUACCCAAAUAUUAGUAAAUAGAUACAUAAAUUGUUUUAUUUGAUUAUACAUAUAUAGCGGUUCGUAUCGUUUAAAAAAAAAUAUUAGUUAACAGAUAAUAAUUUUCUUAAAAUUUCAUUCUACAUUCAAUUAGUAAAAAACAAUCGACUGAUUGAGUAUGUAAUGGUUAUUAUCAUUUAUCACCUCCUCUUUACUCACCUCUAUUUGCUACAUAAGAAUUUAGCAGUAAGCUUAAUCUAGGCCCAAUAAAGGCCUAUUGGGCUACAUUAACCGUUGAGCAAAAAUGUUUGUCUGUAGAGUAUGACUAGUGUAAAAGAAAUGUGAAGGCAAAACCAAAUAGUACAUUAACAACAACAAAAAAAGAAAUGCACCAGCCGGGAAUCGAACCCGGGUCUGUACCGUGGCAGGGUACUAUUCUACCACUAGACCACUGGUGCUUGUUGUAUUCUUUAACACGACAAAGAAUUAUGUUUUCAUAUAUUUGUUCACCUAUUUUGAGUGGAUUUAGUGAAAGUGGAACAAGUGGAGCGAGAAGAUGGAGAAAAUGGUUGAUCUCUUCCUCAUAGUCUGAUAGAUUCAGCAGUUGAUAUAGUAGCUUUAGGACUCAACCGUGAAACCCAGUUGCCAAAAAGGGUGUGUCAUGUGUGAUAUGAAUCUUGUAGUUUGCUUUUCUACUUUAGCCCUAGUGAUUUUGUUACUGUUGUCAUCUACAACAAUUUGAUUGUUGUGAGUUUUUUUCAAGUGUGACUAUAGUGGUGGCGUGUCUGAUGAGAAAGCACGGCAUGGGUUUCUCUAAAGCUAUGGAGCUUGUAAAGAGUCAGCUACCUCAAGCAUCACCUAACUUUUGGUUUCAUUUCUCAGCUCCAGCAAUUUGAAAAAUCUAUCAAAAGUAUAUAUAUGAUUCUUUCUUUCAGUAUAACAACGGUGAUUAAGGCUGAACUAUCAACUCGUAUUGUAUUUGAUACAAUCUAUUCUCUUUUUUGGUUACACGCAGUACAUGAUGAGGAUCCAGCUGAUAAAAAGAUAGUGGCAUGAACUCUCAAGGGUAAUACGAAGAAGUCUCAAGAUGUUUCGUGCUGUGAAGGAUUUUUCUUGUGAAAAUUUUGAUAGUGAGCUCUUUGCCAUGUCCAUUUGCCUAUUGAAAUUAAUGAAAACGCAGAAUUUACAUUUCUUCUGUUACUACAAUUAAUAUUUUCGUAGAGGAUGAUUUUUUUUUUUGCUAAUAGAGGAUGAAUUCACUUAACCAAGACUAAAUCAGAUUGAAUUGUUUUUUUUUUACCCUUGCGUAGUUGCAACAAAUGUGAACGUCAUUAGAUUGUCAGUACACUGUAUAGAUAGAUAGUUGCAUAUAAGCAUUAUGUUAAUGCAUAAAUAAUAUGUUUUCUCAAGAAAGUUGGAAAAACAAUAAUAAUUACUACUAGUAAUCAGAAUUUCAUAAUAAGUUACCGUACCUUAACGAAGUUGUUAGUUUUAAUUUGUCAAAUAGAAUUCAUACAACCAAAUUCUAUAUACUUUUGUGGAUAAGAUAUUAAGUGUAUACUUGCUCUUGUGUCAACACAUAUUGAUCGAGCGUGAGUUUUCUUAUUGGAAUUUUAUUUUAUUUUUUUCUUCUCGAUCAGUAUUUUAUAGCGUGAUAGGCCAUGGAAAUAUUGAAUAGCGAAGGUGGAGUUAAAUGGGGCAUGCACCUUUGCAUGUCUUAUAGCAUAACAUUGGCAGCUACAAACAUAUGUCACCAACAUUUUCUUUCCAGCUUCCACAUUUUUGGGACUUCAUUAGGAUAGAAGUUCAAAAAAAAUCUUACAUAUUCGCAUUUGUUAGUUUAACAAUAAGCUAAACUAUGUGUUAUUCCAGUGGAUUUGUUGCAUAGAGAAAAUUGUGUGUCACUCUAGCAACUUCACUUUGUUAUAUCUCUCCCUUUCUCUUGUUAGCUUGUUCCCUUUCUCCCUUCCCAACCUUUUGCUUUAGGUUACAAACUUAAGAUCGUAUAAAAAUGAAGUUUGGAACAUGCAUUUGAGAAUUUUAGAUAUUGUUAGCUUUUACUAAUUAAAUAGAACCCAAAAUUUUACAAUACCUCUUUUAUUAAAAACAUACUAGUUUUGGGAGGAAUCUUAAUGAGCCGUCCAUGUCGUUGGAGACUCAUGAAAGAAACUUAAACAACUUAAGUUUGCUACAAAGGUAUAUCAUCUUUCUUGUAAAGUCUAUUAAUUAAUUCAUGCAAAGUGAUCCAUAUCAAAAAAACAAUAGCAUCCAAGACCGAAGACCGUUACACGGUGAACCACAUGGUGACGCCCUGGCAGCGUCCUUGCUCACUUCGGUCUCUAGUCUGGACCACCUCGGUGGAACCAGGAUACUCGGUUAGCAAAAAAAAAAAAAAAAAAAAAAACAAUAGCAUGGGGUUUCGAUCGUAAAGUAAAACUAUGGAUAAUCAUGGAGAAUAAAAAAACACUCUGGCUAAUAAUUUUGUUAUAUUAAAGAAGGGCCUUCGAUAUUAGUUUUUUUUUGGGUAAGGAAUCUCGGUAAUUAAGAACUAAAGGAGGCACAACGGUAGAAACUAGAAGUAAAAGAAGGUGGUUCAAAGGCAUGCAAUCUAAAUGAAAAUACGAUAUAAAAUCAUAAAAGACCUCACGCAGUGAAUGUAAAUGUAAAUGUAUCCAACUUCACAAACGUGACGUAUCUUUGUGUAUGCAUACCUUUCUCUACUGUAUAUACAUAUUGUUGAUAGUAAUAAGAAAGAGAGAAAGUUAAUAUGAGACAAAAGAAUGUCACGAGAUAGCGACAUAGUGCAUUUAUGAACCCUUGAAAAAAAAGAACUCUAACCCUAACUAUCUCUUGUUGUUACGGCUGUAUAAAUACCACGUUGUUUUGAAGAAUGUGUCAAAAAAGAAAGUGAAAGGUGAUCAUCUUCAUCCUAUAGAUAGGAACCUCGAAGAGAUAUAUUUGACAAUUUAAUCAACGAUCAUGUCUCACAUCGCUGUUGAGAGGAAUCGAAGAAGGCAAAUGAAUGAGCAUCUUAAAUCCCUUCGUUCUUUGACUCCUUGUUUCUAUAUCAAAAGGGGAGAUCAAGCUUCGAUAAUCGGAGGAGUGGUAGAGUUCAUCAAAGAGCUUCAGCAACUGGUGCAAGUUCUCGAGUCUAAGAAACGUCGAAAGACACUAAACCGGCCUUCUUUUCCUUACGAUCACCAAACACUCGAGCCAUCCAUAUUAGCCGCAGCCGCCACCACCACCAACACAACCACUAGAGUGCCGUUUAGUCGAAUCGAGAAUGUAAUGACCACAAGCACAUUCAAGGAAGUGGGAGCAUGUUGCAAUUCCCCUCAUGCUAACGUCGAAGCCAAGAUCUCAGGCUCUAACGUUGUACUGAGAGUUGUCUCUAGGCGAAUUGAGGGGCAGCUGGUGAGGAUCAUAUCUGUCUUGGAGAAACUAUCUCUUCAGGUUCUUCAUCUCAACAUUAGCAGCAUGGAGGAGACUGUGUUGUACUUCUUUGUUGUUAAGAUAGGACUGGAGUGUCACUUAAGCUUGGAGGAUCUAACCCUUGAGGUUCAGAAAAGCUUUGUGCCUGAAGUCAUCGUUCCUACCAACUAAAACCAAAAGUAUACACGUACUAGCGUCAUCGCAUGUACGGGUUACAUGAGCAUACUCGACACCUUGCUAGAAACAAGCCCAAAUAAACUUAAUUAUUAUGUGACUUGUAUUACUUAUGUUUUACUUUUAGUUUUUUUUUGUAUCCCAACUCGAUCAAAGUUGUAAUUUUCCAUAAUAAUAAUCCGAGAUUAUGCUCUAACUA